AUGGUGUUGUUCCACUUCACUUUGGUCUUAGCUCUGGAUGAAUGGCAGCCGCCUUUCGCCUGCGACGUGGAGAGACUCAAGUUCACUCCACGAAUCCAACGACUCAAUGAGCUCGAGGCUCAGACCAGAGUGAAGCUGAACUUCUUGGACCAAAUCGCAAAGUUCUGGGAUCUCCAAGGAUCCACUUUGAAGAUCCCUCACGUGGAGCGCAGAGUCCUGGACCUCUACCAGCUCAACAAGCUGGUUCAUGAAGAGGGUGGUUUCGAGUUGGUUUGCAGAGAGCGGCGUUGGUCUAAGAUCUCGGUGAAGAUGGGGUUUGCGGCGGGUAAAGCCACCGGGUCUCACCUCCGCACUCACUACGAGAGGAUCCUCUACCCCUACAACCUGUUCCAGAAGGGCUCCAACCUGCCGUCUGGGUCUGCUCAGUCUGGCUCGGCUCAGUCUGGCUCGGCUCAGUCUGGCUCGGCUCAGUCUGGCUCAGCUCAGUCUGGGUCGGCUCAGCUCAGUCUGGGUCUGCUCAGUCUGGCUCGGCUCAGUCUGGCUCGGCUCAGUCUGGGUCGGCUCAGUCUGGGUCUGCUCAGUCUGGCUCGGCUCAGUCUGGGUCGGCUCAGUCUGGGUCUGCUCAGUCUGGCUCGGCUCAGUCUGGCUCGGCUCAGUCUGGGUCGGCUCAGUCUGGCUCGGCUCAGUCUGGCUCGGCUCAGUCUGGGUCGGCUCAGUCUGGCUCGGCUCAGUCUGGCUCGGCUCAGUCUGGCUCGGCUCAGUCUGGGUUGGCUCAGUCUGGCUCGGCUCAGUCUGGGUCGGCUCAGUCUGGGUCGGCUCAGUCUGGGUCGGCUCAGCUCAGUCUGGCUCAGCUCAGUCUGGCUCAGCUCAGUCUGGCUCGGCUCAGUCUGGCUCGGCUCAGUCUGGGUCGGCUCAGUCUGGGUCGGCUCAGCUCAGUCUGGGUCGGCUCAGUCUGGGUCGGCUCAGUCUGGGUCUGCUCAGUCUGGGUCUGCUCAGUCUGGCUCGGCUCAGUCUGGCUCGGCUCAGUCAGGGUCGGCUCAGCUCAGUCUGGCUCAGCUCAGUCUGGCUCAGCUCAGUCUGGCUCAGCUCAGUCUGGCUCAGCUCAGUCUGGCUCAGCUCAGUCUGGCUCAGCUCAGUCUGGCUCGGCUCAGUCUGGCUCGGCUCAGUCUGGCUCGGCUCAGUCUGGGUCGGCUCAGCUCAGUCUGGGUCGGCUCAGUCUGGCUUGGCUCAGACCUAACAUUAAAUCAGUUCCGUCUCUCUCAGCAGGCCAGUUUGACCAAUGACCUGAAGGACCAGGAGUACACGCCACACGACAUCCCUCAGCGUCAGUCGGUGCAGCCGGAGACCUGCACCAUCGCACGCCGAGCCAAGCGGCUCCGGGCCGAGAAAAUCAAAAUUGAACCUGGAGAAAUCUGUGACGCUCGUCCAGCUCUGAGGAUGAGGAGGAUGGGCACGUUUCCAGUCAAACGAGAACAAACUCGAAUGGCAGCGGCCGAGCCCAAGGAGCCCAAGGAGGAGCCAGAGGAGCCUAAAGAGGAGCCUAAAGAGGAGCCAGAGGAGCCAGAGGAGCCUAAAGAGGAGCCUAAAGAGGAGCCAGAGGAGCCCAGUCCAAACACCACAAACAAACCCUCAAAUAAAGUGGACCAGUACAUGUGUCUGGGCUGUGGUCAGGGCAACGCCGAGGACCGGCUGCUUCUGUGCGACGGCUGCGACGACAGCUACCACACCUUCUGCCUCAUCCCUCCACUUCACGACGUGCCCCGCGGAGACUGGAGGUGCCCCAAGUGUCUCGCCCAGGAAUGUGGGAAGCCUCAGGCGGCGUUUGGGUUCGAGCAGGCGAGCCGCAGCUACAACCUCCAGUCCUUUGGAGACAUGGCCGAUUCUUUCAAGUCCGACUACUUCAACAUGCCUGUCCAUAUGGUUCCCACGGAGCUGGUGGAGAAGGAGUUCUGGCGCCUCGUCAGUACCAUCGAGGACGAUGUGACGGUGGAGUACGGCGCAGACAUCGCCUCCAAAGAGUUCGGGAGCGGGUUUCCUGUGAAGAACGGACACUUCCAGACCUCCCCCGAGGACCAGCACUACGUCAGCAGCGGCUGGAACCUGAACAACAUGCCGGUGCUGGACGCCUCGGUUCUGACCCACAUCACGGCCGACAUCUGUGGCAUGAAGCUACCGUGGCUUUACGUGGGCAUGUGCUUCUCCUCCUUCUGCUGGCACAUCGAGGACCACUGGAGCUACUCCAUCAACUACUUACACUGGGGGGAGCCUAAGACGUGGUACGGAGCUCCUGGUUUUGCAGCUGAGCGUCUGGAGUCUGUGAUGAAGAAACUGGCUCCAGAACUGUUCGAGUCUCAGCCCGACCUCCUGCACCAGCUGGUCACCAUCAUGAACCCCAACACACUCAUGAGCCACGGCGUCCCGGUGACUACACAACACACACACACCAUCAUGAACCCCAACACACUCAUGAGCCACGGCGUCCCGGUGACUACACAACACACACACACCAUCAUGAACCCCAACACACUCAUGAGCCACGGCGUCCCGGUGACUACACAACACACACACACCAUCAUGAACCCCAACACACUCAUGAGCCACGGCGUCCCGGUGACUACACAACACACACACACCAUCAUGAACCCCAACACACUCAUGAGCCACGGCGUCCCGCCACGGCGUCCCGGUGACUACACAACACACACACCAUCAUGA
This is a messenger RNA of Knipowitschia caucasica, 2715 nucleotides long. NCBI's taxonomy places the organism in Eukaryota, Metazoa, Chordata, Actinopteri, Gobiiformes, Gobiidae. The record is from the annotation of a GenBank genome assembly.